Molecule: messenger RNA, 2959 nt
Organism: Penaeus vannamei (Pacific white shrimp)
Lineage: Eukaryota; Metazoa; Arthropoda; Malacostraca; Decapoda; Penaeidae
Source: RefSeq, a predicted model, not a curated record
GGGAAAAAAAAUUGACAUUCCUCUCCCACAGCAUCUUUAAAGGGUGUUCUGGUGCGGGUGAAGGUAUGCGCUGCGACUCGGUCAACAGCCUAGGGGGACAUGAACCUGGCUGCCCUUCAGCCCAGGGUUCACAGGGAUCCAGGCAUUUGCUCGAUGACUCCGAGCUGGACCCUCCCCCCCACGACUGCACCUCCCCCCCGUCUCUCACGCGCACCUGGUCAGGCCUGUCAUCAGACUCUGACACCGAGGUUGUGUUUGAGGUGAGCGGCGAAGAGUGUGGCGUCCAAGGCCCUCUAAGACGCAAAACAGUUAUCAAGGAUGGACGCAGACCUGCAGUAGCAGCUUGGCAUCGGUACUGGGUCCAGCUCUGGGGUGGAGCCCUUGUCUACUACCAUCCAAAGAGCUUGACGUCAAGAGGCCAAGAGAGAGCUGACUUCAAAACCUCUCCUUGCAAGCUCCAGCCUCUGGUCGGGCAGGCGGGGAAGCUCGUCCUGGUAGGACCACAGGAUGCCCAAUCCCAGCCUGACGUGUUCCAGCUUUCAGACCCAGCGAAAGCAACUAUAUACAAGUUCCGAGCACCCUCCGUGUCUGCUGCCAAGUCCUGGAUUUCCAACCUUCAGCAGGCUCUGACAGAAAACACUCAGAGACCCCCAGAGAACCUCAUUACUUUCGAGUAACGGUGCAGUUGGUCUGGGAUCAGUGUUUAAGAGAUGUUUGUUUUUCAUGACUGAGGAGGAGGAGGAGGAGGUGUCAAGAAGUUUCACGCACAGGUCCAUACCUCAAGUACUCAGCAAUGCAGACUAGAAAAACUGUCCAUAAGAAUUGGCUGGGGAAAGCUCAAUAUGUGUGUGAUUCAGUGGUUGUAUAGCAUUGAAAUAAAGAGACAGAGGAAACUUAGGAACCUCAUCUGAAAGCCAAAAGAAUAUAACUUGUGUCUAAAGUAAGACAGGUGUUAAAAACAUGAAAAAUAGUUAAAUAACUGUUCUGUGGAAAAAAAGACGUGGUUCUAUGUGCAAAAAAUAUAAGACAUAUACCAAAAUCCCCCACAUAUUUGAAUUUAAAAGGAAAAAAAAGGGAGAAAAAAGACAGGAAAGAGAGAAAGAAAAAUUUCCCUCUCUCUUGUACACUUAUCCUGCAUAAACAAUAAAACCUGGGGAGGAAAAAGUGUCUUGUGUAAUAAGUGUGAAGAAGAAGAAGGAGAAGAAAUGAAAUCACUAUUGCCUCAGUUCUUGCCUUUUAACCAUUGACAAUGUCCAAAAAAAAGUCUAACGUUAAGUCACAUUCAGCCCUUUGCUUUGGGUGUCUCUUAGCCCUUCAGAAUGAGGCUUGUGAACAAUUGUCAUCACAGCAGCUCCUAGUCGUGAAAUACCUGCAGAUUACUAUGUAUAUACUGAUACUUGAACCACAUUCGUUAUGCCAUAAGGAAGUGUCUUCAACCAGGACAUUUGUAUGGUUUCACUAUAUCCAAACCUGGGUAGGCCUGCUGCGGAGUUUUAUUUUUAAUUUUGUUUCCCCAGGUUACUUCAGCCUUUACCCUCUGUCCCCCCCCGUUUACCCCACACCUACAGUCCAUGCCAUAGAUGGUGCUGCAUCGUAACUGUCACUGACAUGAACAGAAGUCUAGUCUGUAUAUUACAAUCUACUGCCAAAGGAAUUAGGGUGGGAUGUGCAAAGCAAGUUGUACAUAUAAAAACAACAGGGAAAAGGGAAAAAAUAUGUAUGAAAGAGGACACAUUUUUAUUGCAAGGGUAUUUGAUUUUUUUCAUUAUUAUUAUUUAUCUUUUGAUCAGUUUCUAAAGAUGUCCUAAACUGUGAGGAAAGGAGUUUUUAUUGAUGCCGGGUAAAAAAUUUUGACUUGGAAAAAUUAAAGAAGUAAAAUGAAAAGGUUAGAUGGAAUACACACGUCAUGCAGUAGUAAUAAAGAUUAAGGUCUGGGAAUAUUCAAUGGUGAAUUUUUUUCUUUUUGUUUCCUUUUUUUUCUUUUACCUAUUAAGUCUUGUCAUUGAGUUAUUUACGUAAAGCCAGUUCAAACAAAAUCAUCAGUUGAAAUAAAUUGCUCACAGUUUCAGGAGAAUAUUUUUAGGUAUUAUAUGGAGAACUUAAAAGAGGAUUUCUUAUAUGACUGAAAAGAUUGCCUAUGUAUCGUUUUUGCAUUAUUUGGAAUGUAUGUAUGGCUAUGCACAUGCAUACAAACAAACGCAAACAAAUAAAUAAACACAGACAUAUGCUUGAAGUUUUUGCACAUAUACAUUUUUAUGUACUAUAUGUAUUCACAUAUAAAUGCACACACACUCUCAAACACAUGUACAGUAAAGGGACAGACACUCGUCCCUUCCCUACACACAUGCAAAGAAAUAUCUACAAAUGUUUAUCUAUAUAGGUAUGUCUGCUUUAUAAAUAAUAGAUGCUGUGUGGAGCAGAUGGUUAAAAUCACAGGUCUUCAUCAGUUCCUUUUUACAUAAAAAAAAAGAAAAAAAGAACAAAAAUAAGAUGAAGGAAUGAAGUCAAAGAAAAUCUGACCUGCGAGUUUGCUGCUACCAACUCACAGGAUGCAGGGUUCAUCCUGAUGGCCCAUUAGUUUUGCAAACAAAGUCAAGAUGCUUUGCUGUAUUGCUAUAAACAAAUGGGCUGAAGUGACAAGGUCAGCUUCAGUCAUGUCAUUGCAUAGCAUCAAAAGAAUGAAUAUUCCACUUUUAUCCACAUUUCUAUGAAUCACUAUUGGCAGCGAUGAGGUUGCUGUUUCACACGUGCGCAGAGGCAUAUGCACAUGCACACACAUACACACACACACAGACAAGUAUGCAUAUAUUAUCAAGGAAAAGUAAUAAGAAAUGUUAUUUUUUAUCCUUUUUUAAAUUGUGUAUUGGAUAUAAGCCACAUUGCAUUGCAUCGUGUAUAAAAAUUUCCCAAAUUUAAGAUCCCUCUGAUCGGGAAACUGACCUCGGGGAAGGAAAGAGGG